This is a messenger RNA of Anopheles bellator, 1688 nucleotides long. It is a transcript of the gene Tango11, whose product is annotated as transport and Golgi organization protein 11. The record is from RefSeq and is a predicted model, not a curated record. Lineage: Eukaryota; Metazoa; Arthropoda; Insecta; Diptera; Culicidae. Bases 192 to 995 code for a protein of 267 amino acids. The transcript is spliced from 3 exons.
GAUUGUGUCCGCGCAACAAAAAACGAACAGAGAAAACAUUAUUUAACGCGACGAAAAAAGAAGGAGUGGAGGUGCGAAGGUACCGAACUAGUGCUACGGACACUUCGGAAUCCAGCUACUCCCGGGAAUAGUAAAAAUAGUUUGCGUCUUCUGACCUCUCCAUCGGAAUCUCGAUACGCGCGAAACACAAAAUGGCUCGCUCGGGUAGCCCCGGAGGGUACUCGAACUACGAGGACGAUUCAUUGUUUCAGAGUGCGGCCUUUACGCACGAUAUCAGCGAGCAGAUGCGCGUACCGAAGCGGAUCCGGGCCACCGGAGACUACUUUGACGAUCGCGACGUACUUCCGAACGGGAACGGAGAGAUCAAUUCCUGGAACUAUCACAACAAAAUCGAUAUGACCGUUCCGGAUCGUAUCGUGGUGUUGGGGCAGGAUCAGCAUUUGGUUCUCACGUCAGGCACCAAAUCAGCUCCGCGCGAAAUAAUGCUGGAAAACUCGAUUCUACCGAAGGAUCCGGGCUUCGUGCGCGUGUCCACUCCGCCGCGCGUCAUUACGCUCAACGAGCACCAUUUUCCCUCCGCCUCGGAUGAGCCCGAAGAGAAUGCCAAAGAUAACCUACAGGAGGACGACUAUGGACCGGGCUCGCUGGAGUCGGUCGAGGAUCCGAACAAUAGUAGCGUUUUCUAUUCCAGAGCAACCGCCUCGCACCCGCGCGGAGAGCACUCGACGAAGCGGUCCGCAUUUUCCAAGUACAACAAUGAGCUCACCCUGACUAGAAGCAUGCGCGAAGAAACACCCACUUUCGGGGGCAGCGUUGAGAAUUUGACACCUUCCGAGGAAUUGGCACAGCUUAGGCGCCAGGUAACGAGAAUCAACCGUCGGCUCCUGACCAUGGAGUUGGAUAUGGUGCAACGGAAGCAGCAAGAAAAGAUCAUCUACUGUGUAGGCAUGGCUUACCUACUGUUCAGGACGUUCAUGUGGCUGAGUCGGAAAUAGAUAUCGACGUGGUGCCCGCCCCGCUGUAACUUGACUCGCAGCACCGGGGUUGUGUGCUGAUAAGCGAAAGGGCUAAAGUUGGUCCUAAAAACGGAAGAUGUGAGCAUGAUGAGCGCGUGCUUUAAUGCCCAACGACAAACUCAAAUGGCCAUCGAGAAGGGUGCGGGUAGUGGCGAGAAUAGAAUGAGAAACGGAAUUAGUCCGUGAUGGCACAAACAAGCGCUCCGGGGUUACUGAAUGAGUUACGGGGUUUCCAAAAGGCAAGACAUUAUUGGUUACAGCAAGAACCGGAAUUCGUGUGAUGGUGCAGGCUUCUUGGGGAGGGCGUAAAUUGUACGAGCGAAAACCCGAGGGAACGGUUUUCAUUUUUCGUAAUCGGCAGAGGAUACAAAAACGAAAGUAUUUUUUUUUCAUACUAAACAAACGAGUGCUAGAAAAAUAGAUUUCCCAAAUGUUUUUUUGUUUUCUACUACCGUUGGCAGUUAGAAUUAGAGAAAGUAGCAUUCUUACACAUUUUUUACUACCUUUUCACCGAUGGCCGGAGAGAACUGCAUACAGGUUUGCUGGUGACGAUAUUCCCAUAUUCUUUUUAAGUUAUUCUACGAGUGAUAAGAUAAAGGAAUCCCUUGAUCAGGCAUUACAAAUUUGCGGAAAAAUAUAAAUAUCGUUACGAAUAAAGACCUCGCCGCUGUG